UACUGCACACACAGCUGCACACGCUCCGCUCCAGAGACUACACAACCUCUCUGUGACGAGAGAGCCAAGCUACCGCCGCCUGCGCCGCACACUGUCUACCGCACACUGUCUACCGCACACAGUCUACUGCUCUGAAUUUAUACAGGACAGAGACGUGAGAGAGACGGAGUGAGAGACAGGGAGGUGUAGACAGAGACAGUGAGGAGGGGAAUAGGAUUACAGAAGGCGUGUUGUUGGCUGGCUCGGAGAGGCAGAUAAUCUAGGCUUGGCAGUGGGCUUGGCUUGGUUCAUCUCUGUCUUUCUUCCCCUCUCUCUUUCUCUCUCUCUCUCUCUCUCAACUCUGUCUGUCUGUCUGUCUGAGGGCAGCAGUCGUCGUCGUUGGUUCCUCUGGGGGUCUGCCAUGGUUGUCUGGAGAGCCGACGGUGGUUGGGGUGCGGCGAGAGGAUCAUGAAUUUGGAUGGGGAGUUUUGAAGAGUUUCUGCUGAGAAAGCCCAACUAUUACACUCAUAGAAGGAGGCGUGGCUUUGAACCAGAGGUGGUGCCACACCCAACCCAGCUGAUUCCAGAUGGAAGUGGAUGCGGUUGAGAAGCGCCAUCGAACGCGUUCCAAAGGGGUCCGAGUUCCAGUGGAGACGGCAGCACAGGAAUUAUUCAGCUGUCCUACUCCAGGCUGUGAUGGAAGUGGACAUGUCAGCGGCAAAUAUGCCAGACACCGAAGUGUCUAUGGUUGCCCCCUGGCCAAAAAGAGGAAGACCCAGGAGAAACAGCCUCUGGAGCCUGCCCCCAAGAGGAGGCCCUUCUUAACCCCUCCCGACCCAGAGGAGGACACUGUUGCCAUCUUCCCCUGCUAUGAACCUGAACCCAUGGAUGAGAGGGAGGAGAAGGAGCAGGGGGAGUUAGAGGGGGAGAUCCAGGAGGAAGGGGAAGAGGAUGAAGGUGAGGGAGAGGAAGAGGGUGAAGAGAUGGAGGAGGAGGAAGGAUUUUCGGAGGAUAACGAGGAGCAAGGUGAUGAGGAAGGGGAAGAGGAGGAAGAGGAGGAACAGGUGGAGAGGGAGAGAGUGGUAGUAGGGCCAGUAGAGGUAGAACAGGUGGAGGAUGGGAUAGAGGAAGACGAGGAAGCAGAGGAUGGGGAUGAUGAAGAGCAAGAAGAAGAGGAGGAGCAAGAGGAGGAGGAGGAUGAGGGUGAUGAAGAUGAACAUGAGGAAGAAGAGGAGGAAGAAGUGCACCAUGAGCCAGGGAACCGCUACAAAAAUAGUGGACAAUCAAGGCAUCACUCGAUGGGACAGAAGGACAACAACAACAACAACAGCGGCCCCGGUCCAAACAUCGGCCCUAACGGGGAAGAGUAUGAAAACUACGAUGAGCUGGUGGCCAAGUCCCUUCUCAACCUGGGGAAGAUAGCAGAGGACGCUGCCUACCAGGCCAUGACCGAGUCAGAGAUGAACAGCAACUCCUCCAACAGUGCCGGCGAGGACGAUGAUGAUGAUGAGGAAGAGGGUAGCGAGCGCGGUGGGAGCAGGAAGGGCGAGUUGAGCGUGGACCUGGACAGUGACGUGGUCAGGGAGACAGUGGAUUCACUCAAGCUGUUGGCGCAGGGCCACGGUGCCAUGCUGCCUGAAGACGGCUGCCUAGAAGGGGUGGAUGACGGCGAGCAUCCCAAUGGGCGGUCCCACCAUCAUGGGGUCAGGGGUCAGGCUGAGGAGAGCGAAGAGGAGGUGUGUCUCAACAGCCUGGAGUGUCUGAGGAACCAGUGCUUUGACCUGGCCCGCAAGCUAAACGAGACUUCUCCAUCUGACCGCCCUGGACACCCGGGCCUGCACCACUACCAGACACAUCAGAACCACCACCCUCACCAGCCCCACCACCACCUACUGCACCAAACCGACCACCAGCACCAUCAGGCUCAGCACCAGCCUCAGGACCACCACCACUUGCCCAGGUACGAGAGCUGCCAGCAGGGCCAGCAGCCAGACGAGCGUGGGUCCCUGGAGCGCAACUACUCAGACAUGGUCAACCUGAUGAAGCUGGAGGAGCAGCUGAGCCCGGCCUCAAGGACGGGCUACUCGGCCAGCUGCCACCAGGACGGGGAUGAGGACACCACAUCGGUGGCCUCGGAUCGCUCGGAAGAGGCCUUCGACAUGACAAAAGGCAACCUGUCCCUCCUGGAGAAGGCCAUUGCUAUGGAGUCGGAGCGAGCCAAGGUCAUGAGGGACCGCAUGGCCUUGGAGGGACAUCAUGCGGUGGUCCGGAGAGACAAUCAUAAUCACCACCAUCGCGGCGAGCACAGCCCCCGACAGAGCAGCGGGGCUGAGGAGCGCAAGUCCAGAAUGCACCACGACGGGUCAAAGAGAGCAUACUACCCUAAAGAUUCCUCAAGGGGGGACAAGAAGGAGAGUAAGUGUCCAACCCCGGGCUGUGAUGGGACAGGCCACGUCACGGGUCUCUACCCCCACCACAGGAGCCUGUCAGGCUGCCCCCACAAGGACAGGGUGCCACCAGAAAUUCUUGCAAUGUAUGAAAAUGUUCUAAAGUGCCCUACUCCUGGCUGCUCGGGGCGUGGCCAUGUCAAUAGCAACAGGAACUCCCACCGCAGUCUCUCGGGGUGCCCCAUCGCCGCUGCAGAGAAGAUGGUUAAAGUCCAGGAGAAGCACAUCCCAUGUGACGGGGGCCCCAAGUCCAGCCAGGCUUCAGAUCGUGUGCUGAGGCCAAUGUGCUUUGUGAAACAGCUGGAGAUCCCACAGUACGGUUACAAAAAUAACGUGUCCACCAGCACGCCGCGCUCCAACCUGGCCAAGGAGCUGGAGAAGUACUCCAAGACCAGCUUCGACUACGGCCAAGGCUACGACAGCCAGCACCACGUCUACAGCAGGGGGAAGACAGGCCUGGCCCCCAAGGCCCACGGACGGGACACGGACACCUCACCCAAGGGAUAUGAUGCCAAGCACUACUGUAAGAGCCCAGCCAGCAGCACGACUAGCAGCUAUGCUCCCAGCAGCACGACGAGCAGAUACGCUCCCAGCAGCACGACGAGUAGAUACGCUCCCAGCAGCAGCAGUCUGAGCUGCGGAGGGGGAGGAGGAGGGGGCGGCAGCAGCGCCAGCAGCACCUGCAGUAAGAGCAGCUUUGACUACACACAGGAUACAGAGGCUGCUCACAUGGCCGCCACGGCCAUCCUCAACCUGUCCACGCGCUGCAGGGAGAUGCCCCACGGCCUGGGAGGCAAGCCCCAGGAUCUCCUCUCCCAGAGUCCUGAUGGUGACAUGGAUGACAGCAGUACUCUUGACCUGAGUGUGAGCCGGGGGCAGCCGGGGGGUCCGGAGGGGAGUGGCACGGUGCUGACCCCCCUGCAGCCCAUGUCCACCCAGCGCCAGGCCCUGCUCAACAGCAGCCGCUGCUACCAGAUGAGUGAGGCCGACUGCUGGGACCUGCCCGUGGACUACACCAAGAUCAAGCGCAUCACCGACGACGAUCACAAAGAGUCUUCUUUUCUUUCAUCCCUCCACCAGGAGGAGGACCUGGACCCGUUCCAGGACCUUCUAGACGAGCAUCACUACGGAGGGGACGUGACCAUGCCCAGCCCAAAACACAAGUACGCCCCCUGCAAGGAGGGCAAGGAAGAGCUCAUCACUCUCUCCAGCUACCAGCUAGCUGACAAAAGCAUCUGCAGUAUGAUGAUGACCAAUGCGCAAGACCUCAAGUGUCCCACUCCAGGAUGUGACGGGUCUGGACACAUCACUGGGAACUACGCCUCGCACAGGAGACCUUUCCCCUCUAGUCUGUCAGGCUGUCCACGGGCCAAGAAGAGCGGGAUCAAGAUACUGCACAGCAAGGAGGACAAGGACGACCAGGAGCCAAUCAGGUGUCCCGUCCCAGGCUGCGACGGACAGGGUCAUGUGACGGGGAAGUAUGCGUCCCACCGCAGUGCGUCAGGCUGCCCCCUGGCGGCCAAACGGCAGAAGGACGGCUACGUUAACGGCUCCCAGUUUGCCUGGAAGUCCGGGAAGACAGAUGGCAUGUCGUGCCCAACCCCGGGCUGCGAUGGAUCGGGACAUGUCAGUGGGAGCUUCCUGACACAUCGGAGUCUCUCCGGCUGUCCCCGUGCCACCUCAGCCAUGAAGAAAGCCAGAAUGACAGGAGUUGAAAUGUUGACAAUCAAGCAACGUGCAAGCAAAGGAAUGGAAAAAGAUGAGGAAAUCAAACAGCUGGAUGAAGAAAUCAAAGAUCUAAACGAAUCAAACAAUCAAGUAGAAUCAGACAUGAUUAAACUUAGGACACAAAUCACCACUAUGGAGACUAACCUGAAGUCCAUAGAGGACGAGAACAAAGUGAUUGAGCAGCAGAAUGACUCCCUACUGCACGAGCUAGCCAACCUCAGCCACUCUCUCAUCAACAGCUUAGCUAAUAUCCAGCUCCCACAUAUGAAACCGAUGCCACAGAAAGAGGCCCCAGUUAAACAUAGCUGCUGUUUACAGAUGCCCCACAGAGAGCCAAUGAAUGAACAAAACUUUGACACUUAUGUGAGUACUUUGACAGACAUGUACACCCAUCAGGACCAAUACCAGAGUCCAGAAAACAAGGAACUAUUGGAGAACAUCAAACAAGCGGUGCAAGGCAUCCAAGUGUAGUAGCCUAUCUUCUGGCCAAAAGGCCCAGUCUGAGGCCAAAUCAAAUGAUGUUAAAGCAACAAAUAAAAGUCAAAAGAGAAUGGAUUAUGAUUGUUGCUGCUGUAAUUUACCGUAGUAUUUAUUUUCUUCAUUAUGCUGUAAUGCUCUGAGCUCCAUUGUAAUGGGUUUUCUGCCUUGCUUUAAAAAUAGUUCCCAAUGGCAAAAGUUUCAAAGAACAUUCACGUUUUGUACAUUUUCAUAUGACCUAAUAUAAUGUGAUGUACUGUUUAUAGCUGCUAAUGUAUGCACAUUUUAGUGUAUAUGUAUUUAUUAAUUGUAAGCUUGUAUCAUUCAUUAUUUUAACGAUAUUGAUAAAAAGGACAAAACUGAGUGCCACGGGUAGUGGGCCAGAUGAGGGCAAUGUGAGGACCAAUCAGAACUCAGUGCCACGGGUGGGGAGCCAGAUGAGGGCAAUGUGAGGACCAAUCAGAACUGAGUGCCACGGGUAGGCAGCCAGAUGAGGGCAAUGUGAGGACCAAUCAGAACUGAGUGCCACGGGUGGGGAGCCAGAUGAGGACAAUGUGAGGACCAAUCAUUUUUAGAUAAGCUUUUCUCUAAGUAUGUCAUAGAAAACAAAAAUGACCUUUGGUGUGAAGAUUGUUUAAUGGAUGUAAAUGUAUUGAUUUUUGUAACAAUGUUUGAAAAACUCUUUGUCUUCAGUGGUCUGUGUGAACACUAAUAAUAAUGUCUGUGUUUAAAUCAAGUUUAAGAAGAAACCAUGUAUAAAUAUGACACAUUUGAAACAUCAUGACACGGAACUGCUAACUGGUCCAACUCCCAUAACCUAGAAUGACUAUAGUUCAUUUACUGAGAAAUAAAACGUCUUAGUAAUCUGCGUUGUUAAAAACACACAGUUAGAUGUCCAACUCCCAUAACCUAGAAUGACUAUACUUAAUUUACUUAGAAAUAAAACGUCUUAGUAAUCUGUGUUGUUUAAAACACACAGUUAGAUGUCUAACUCCCAUAACCUAGAAUGACUAUACCUCAUUUAGUUGGAAAUAAAACGUUUUAGUAAUCUGUGUUGUUAAAAACACACAGAUAGAUGUCCAACUCCCAUAACCUAGUAAGACUAUACUUAAUUUAGUUAGAAAUAAAACGUCUUAGUAAUCUGUGUUGUUAAAAACACACAGCGAGAUGUCCAACUCCCAUAACCUAAAAUGACUAUACUUCAUUUACUUAGAAAUAAAACGUCUUAGUAAUCUGUGUUGUUAAAAACACAGAGCGAGAUGUCCAACGACCAAUGGCUAUGGAAAAUAUAAAGGAGACAAUCUAGCAUUACUAAUUUAUUUGAAUUCUAUUGAAUACUUAGUAGGACCACUUAUCAGCAAUAUUGGUAUAACAAUGAUUACAUCACUUGUUUAGAUAUGGGAUGCAAUCGAUAUAGAAAAAGUUUGGGUAUAUGCAAUUUCUUAUAAAUGAAAUUAUAGCUGAUAAAACUCUUUUUACUAACAAUGUAAAUGUAUUAAGUUUUGUAUAAAUCUUUUAAUACAAUCAUGUUUUAGAAAUUCAACAUGGAGAGAUCAGUUCCAAAACGAAGGAUGGAUGAGUUAAUGAGUUUCGUUCUUUUCAUGUUACAUUUUGCACAGGGACACCUUUGUUUCCAUGUUUUGAUUGAAACUUAAAGAGGUACUUGAAAGCUCAAAUUGAUGGUCAGAGGUUUUGUAGGAAAGUUAUCUUUACAACGGCUGAUUGAUGCGCUCGACUUACAGGGUCAACGUCCUUCAUUAAUCAUAGUAUAUUAUUGCACUUGUUCAGUUGAAAUGUCUUUGCGAUCAUGCAUCUAUGUGUCUGAGCCACAACACAUUAACAUGAGAUAAAGACUGCUCUUUGAUUCAGUCCUAAAAGUGGAUAUAUUGGUAAAAAAACAUGUUAUUGAUAUCCAUUAUAACAGCAAAGAAUGCUAACCAACAACAGUGACAUUGGUAAUAGUGGUCCAUGAUUGUUUCUAUGAUUGAUGACAAUUUCAUGAGUAAAUUGCAAUCACUUUCUAGGAGACACCCUUAAUACAUGUAUUCAUAGUACUUAAAGGCCCAAUGCAGUCAAAAACAUGAUUUUCCUGUGUUUCAUAUAUAUUUCCGCACAAUGAGUUUGGAAUAAUACUGUGAAAUUGUGAAAAUUAUGAUAAUGCCCUUUUCGUGUAAGAGCUGUUUUAAAAGACUGCCUGAAAUUUCUGCCUGUUUUGGUGGGAUGGGAGUUUUGGCUGUAAAUUAGUUAAAAGACUAAUAAGAAAGCGAGUUCCAAAUCUCUCUGCCAAUAACAGCUAGUUUUCAGUUUUCCCUUCCCCACUCAGACCACUCCCAGACAGUCCAAGAAAAA
Molecule: messenger RNA, 6980 nt
Organism: Oncorhynchus tshawytscha (Chinook salmon)
Lineage: Eukaryota; Metazoa; Chordata; Actinopteri; Salmoniformes; Salmonidae
Product: myelin transcription factor 1-like protein
Exons: 23
Coding region: 567-4625 (1352 amino acids)
Biological process (GO): regulation of transcription by RNA polymerase II
Cellular component (GO): nucleus
Molecular function (GO): DNA-binding transcription factor activity, RNA polymerase II-specific; RNA polymerase II cis-regulatory region sequence-specific DNA binding; zinc ion binding
Source: RefSeq, a predicted model, not a curated record